This is a messenger RNA of Sporothrix brasiliensis 5110, 651 nucleotides long. RefSeq lists its product as uncharacterized. The record is from RefSeq and is a predicted model, not a curated record. The transcript has a single exon. NCBI's taxonomy places the organism in Eukaryota, Fungi, Ascomycota, Sordariomycetes, Ophiostomatales, Ophiostomataceae. The coding region runs from base 1 to 651 and encodes 216 amino acids.
AUGGUCAUCGGCCUGCUCACCAUAGCCGCCAUCCCGAGCACCAUUGGCGUCUGCGAGGCGCUGAGCGCGCAGAAGAAACAGAACGCCGCCGACAAGGAAAAGGCCAAGUUCACCGCCACGGCCGCCCUGUCGCUCGCCGGCGAGCCGCCCGCCGACGCCCCCGUCGUCCUGAUCGGCGGCCGCCUGUUUCUCGACCACCCCGACGCCCGCGUCGCCUACGGCCGCGCGCAUCCCUUUUCGGGCUACUACUUCAACUACCCGGGCGACACCCCGUGCCUCGGCCUCGUCAGCACCAUUGCCGUCGACCCGCCCAUGCUCAACUGGAUCUACGCCGACAAGGACACGGGCCGGCUGCUGCACGCCGGGCGCAAAGACACCUUGGGCCACCGGGUGGGACCCUGGGGCUGGUCCGACGACGAGACCUGGCUGACGUACGACGGCGACGCGACGCGGUUUGUGGCGGCCCAGGAGGAAAUUGCCAUUGGCGACGCGGUCACGCCUGUCUGGGGCAUCUACCUGCAGGACCCAGACGCCGACGAGGACGUGGCGGACGGCAGAGGCGUGCCCAUCCUGAUCCGGCGGUCGUUUGGGAUGGAGAGCAAGUAUGUGCGGGACAGCCAGCGCGAGAAGCAUGGGUUAGAGAAGAGGUGA